Messenger RNA from Meyerozyma guilliermondii ATCC 6260, 1539 nucleotides. RefSeq lists its product as uncharacterized. The record is from RefSeq and is a predicted model, not a curated record. The transcript has a single exon. NCBI's taxonomy places the organism in Eukaryota, Fungi, Ascomycota, Pichiomycetes, Serinales, Debaryomycetaceae. Gene Ontology annotation, cellular component: membrane. Gene Ontology annotation, molecular function: transmembrane transporter activity. Bases 1 to 1539 code for a protein of 512 amino acids. Gene Ontology annotation, biological process: transmembrane transport.
AUGGUAACGUUUCUCAAUUGGAAGAAAAUUGUCAUGAGCAAUAUCUCCAAUAUGAAUACUGAUGUAUCUGAUCCGGAAACUGUCACAGGAAAUGAAGACAAGACAAAUACUAUCGAAAUUAUUGAACCGCAAAUCUCUCUCUUUCACGAAAUCUUAUUCGUUUUGAUCAUAUUUUCAGGUCAAUUUGUUACCCAGGUAAGUGUCGCACAGGGCCUUUCAUCGAUACGGAUUAUUGGUGAAUGGUUCAACAUAACUAAUGAAGCAGAACUUACCUGGUCAAUUGCAUCUUUGAGUUUGAGCGCAGGUACGUUAAUCAUCAUUGCUGGGAGAUUGGGCGAUAUUUUGGGACACAAGAGAAUGUUCUUAUUUGGGUAUGUCUGGCUAACAAUUUGGUCCUUAUUGACCGGUGCCAGUAGUUACUCCAAUGCUGUUUUUUAUUACUGCUGCAAAGGGUUCCAGGGUGUUGGUCCAGCAUUUUUGCUUCCCAACGGUCUUGCAAUUUUAGGACGUUUUUAUCCGCCAGGCAAGCGGAAGACUAUAGCCUUUGUGGUAUUUGGAGCAGGAACUCCUUUGGGGUUCGUAUUUGGAAGUAUCUUUGGUGCAAUUUUUUCCCAGUUUACUCACUGGGCGUGGAUAUAUUGGUCUAUGGGAAUAGCCUGCGCUUGUCUCACCAUUUUGGCAUUUUUGAUAAUACCACAGGAUACCCUAGAUGAAGGAAGAAAUAAGGAAUUUGACUUUUUGGGUGCCUUCACAGGAGUUGGGGGGCUUGUGCUCUUCAACGUAGCCUGGAAUCAAGCUCCCAUUGUCAAAUGGCUGACACCGUAUACGUACAUCUUGUUGGUUAUUGGGGUGCUUUUGUUGUCCAUUUUCGUUUACGUCGAAUUGAAGGUUUCGCAGCCAUUGAUUCCCAUUAAGCAGAUGUCACCUAUAGUGUUGAGAGUGUUGAUUUGUGUUGCUUGUGGGUUUGGAACUUUUGGAAUCUUGAUCUACUUCUAUUUCAACUUUCUCUUGUCUCUUCGAGGCGAUAGUCCAAUUCUUGCAGCAGUAAAAUUUACCCCAGCAAUUGUGAGUGGAUUAUUAGCAGCUGCAUUCACCGGCUUUAUGCUUUCCAAAGGAGUUACGACUCAGGUCUUGAUGGUAAUUGGACUAUUGGCAUUUGUAAUAUCAGCAGCAAUGUUAUCUGUCGUUGAUGUGCACGAUAGUUAUUGGGCAUCCUGUUUCAUUACCUUCAUUAUAGCACCCUUUGGAGUGGAUGUGUGCUUUCCCGCAGCAACGCUCCUCUUGAGUGACGUUGUACCCCACGAAUGGCAGGGCAUUUCUGCCUCUUUGGUUGCGACCGUAGUCAACUAUUCCAUAUCUUUGGCCUUGGGUGUUGCUGGAACUGCUGUGUUGAAGCAAGCACCAGGUACUGAUUUCAAUGCUGAAGUUAAAGCCACCAAGACAGCAGCGUAUGUUGGGUGCGCAUUGAGUGCUGUUGGGUCUUUAGUGGCGAUAUAUGGUGUCAUUGUGGACCACUUUAAAAGAAAUAGAAAGUCUUAG